GACUCCGCGGCCGCCAUCUUUGUCGGAAACAUAAACAACACCAGCGGCUCGCGUUGGCGUCUGGGUGAACCACCGCCGUUUUCAUUAAUACAGUCUCUCGUCGCGGAGAUUCUCAGUUAAACCGAGGAUGACAGCAGGCUCGUUGGACACCUGAGAGCCCGUGCGUGUCCGCAGAUGGGGCUGUUGUACGGAUUUCCUCACAGGGAGGGGGCGUGAAGGUGGGCAGCAGAGGGGCCUUGCUGUCCGUUAGUCGUGAAGAGAUGGACCAGGACUACAAGAGGCGGCUGCUGAGGCAGAUCAACCACCAGAACCUGCCUGCAGAGAAGGAGGGUUUGGGUGCAGCCUGCUGUCCUGUCGGUGUGAAGUCAGGGGAUCGCUUUAUUCCCACCCGAGCUGGAAGCAACUGGAGCAUCAACUUCCACUACAGCAACGAAAACUGUCGCUCCCCCGCUCAGAACCAAAAAGCAAAAGACGCCAGUUCAGAUUCGAGCAAAGAUGCCGUGGCGUACGCUGCCCUGCUGAGGAACGAGCUGCUGGGCGCGAGCAUCGAGGCGGUGGGGGACCCGUGCUCAGACGACCGGCAGCAUGCAGUCUUCGCUCAAGACUCUCGUGGUGUUUUUAAGUACACGGUCCACACUAAGAGAGUGCCUUUUGAGGGCGAUAACGAAGUGUCUGCGUUCUCGCUCUCUCCGCUCAGCAACAAGAGUCAAAAGCUGCUCCGCUCACCGCGCAAACCAGCUCGGAAGAUUUCCAAGAUCCCCUUCAAAGUGCUGGACGCUCCGGAGCUGCAGGACGAUUUCUACCUCAACCUGGUGGACUGGUCGGCGGGGAACUUGCUGAGCGUCGGACUGGGAGCGUGCGUCUACCUGUGGAGUGCCUGCACGAGCCAGGUGACGAGGUUAUGUGAUCUGUCAGUGGAUGGAGACUCCGUUACAUCGGUCUGUUGGAACGAGAGGGGCAGUCUCGUCGCCGUUGGAACCCACAAGGGCUACGUUCAGAUCUGGGAUGCAGCAGGAGGGAGGAAGCUGACCUGCCUGGAGGGACACUCAGCCAGAGUAGGCGCCCUGGCGUGGAAUGGGGAGCAGUUGUCGUCUGGCAGUCGAGACAGAGUGAUCCUGCAGCGGGACGUCAGAACUCCCCCCUCUGCCGAGAGGAGGCUCCAAGGUCACAGGCAGGAAGUGUGCGGUCUCAAAUGGUCUCCGGACCACCAGCACCUUGCUUCUGGAGGCAACGACAACAAGCUGUUGGUGUGGAACAGCUCCAGCCUGGUCCCAGUGCAGCAGUACGGUGACCACUUGGCAGCAGUGAAGGCCAUCGCCUGGUCCCCUCACCAGCAUGGGCUGCUGGCGUCAGGCGGCGGCACCGCCGACCGCUGUCUGCGUUUCUGGAACACCCUGACGGGUCAGGCGCUGCAGAGCACGGACACCGGCUCUCAGGUCUGCAACCUGGCCUGGUCCAAACACGCCAACGAGCUGGUGAGCACCCAUGGCUACUCUCAGAACCAGAUCCUGGUGUGGAAGUAUCCGUCGUUAACACAAGUGGCCAAGUUGACCGGACAUUCUUACAGAGUCUUGUAUCUGGCUGUGUCUCCAGAUGGAGAGGCCAUUGUUACUGGAGCUGGAGAUGAGACGCUACGUUUCUGGAGCAUCUUCAGUAAGACGCGCUGCACAAAGGAAUCAAAAUCGGUUCUUAACCUCUUCACAAGAAUCCGGUAGUGAACAGCCAAGGUCAGGACUGCUCCAGGAGGAACAUGGUGGGUCAGUUCUGAACAGUUCUUAUCGGUAUACACCCCACCACCUGCCACCAUCAGACCACCAACCUUCUCAGAGAUGGUCAUUUUUAAAACCUCUUACCAGCAGAAGAUGGAACUCUAACGUCGGACGAUAACUGCCAUCUUUCACCCACAUGUCACUAAUUAAAAACAAAAAACGUCAUGAAACUUCAACUCCAAACGUUGGUCUUGCUCUCUUUUCUGUUGUGGAAGUGAUCGAGGUGAUUCAUUAUGUAUUAGUCUGCGUGUGCAGGAGCUGUCUAAAGUAUGACGUGGCAUUUUAGAGACUGGUUUCUUUGGAGCAGGAUGAAGCCAACAUGAAGGCU
Molecule: messenger RNA, 2097 nt
Organism: Nematolebias whitei (Rio pearlfish)
Lineage: Eukaryota; Metazoa; Chordata; Actinopteri; Cyprinodontiformes; Rivulidae
Gene: fzr1b
Product: fizzy/cell division cycle 20 related 1b
Exons: 14
Coding region: 261-1715 (484 amino acids)
Biological process (GO): anaphase-promoting complex-dependent catabolic process; positive regulation of ubiquitin protein ligase activity; positive regulation of anaphase-promoting complex-dependent catabolic process
Cellular component (GO): anaphase-promoting complex
Molecular function (GO): ubiquitin ligase activator activity; anaphase-promoting complex binding; protein binding
Source: RefSeq, a predicted model, not a curated record